This is a messenger RNA of Apis florea (little honeybee), 682 nucleotides long. Its product is annotated as endocuticle structural glycoprotein SgAbd-1. Gene Ontology annotation, cellular component: chitin-based extracellular matrix. Gene Ontology annotation, molecular function: structural constituent of chitin-based larval cuticle. The record is from RefSeq and is a predicted model, not a curated record. NCBI's taxonomy places the organism in Eukaryota, Metazoa, Arthropoda, Insecta, Hymenoptera, Apidae.
AUCGUGAUCCAUCUGAUUCCAUACUUCUAAGCACUACCAGAUAGAACUAACUCUUGUCACGUGUCUCUUAGAAAAUCAAAGUGGGCCGUGAUCGAAUAUUAUUUUUUUACAAAUCGUGUAAUGCCAAGUGGCUUUGUGAUUGAUCCAGGAUUUUGACGCUUUACUAUCGCGCAGUCAUUAUGAAGAUUCUUAUUUUCUUAGGAUUUGCAACGAUGGUUUGUGCACAAUAUAACAGAUACCCGUACAACCCUGAUUAUUAUGGUCGACGUUUCGCCAUACUACGACAGACACAAAAUUCUUCUCCGGAUGGAUCAUACUCCUACAGUUACGAUACAGAAAAUGGCAUAUCUGUAGCAGAACAAGGUACACCCAAAUUUAUUGGACCGAAUCAAAUUGAAUCAGUUCGAGGACAAUUCAGUUACACCGCCCCGGAUGGCACACCGAUUUUGCUUACUUAUACUGCUGACGAAAAUGGUUUUCUACCAAAUGGUGCUCAUUUACCAACACCACCACCGAUACCAGUAGCGAUACAACGUGCUUUGGCUCAUAAUGCAGCUCAUCCUGAAGAAGAAGAACCUUAUAGAAGAUACUGAUGAUGAACGUAAAGCAUGUUUUAACUGUCUAAGAAAGCUCUAGUGACAUAAAUUGGAAUAGUAUAACAUAGAUAUAUAAAAAGAUUUUC